This is a messenger RNA of Brassica napus (rape), 1791 nucleotides long. RefSeq lists its product as uncharacterized. Lineage: Eukaryota; Viridiplantae; Streptophyta; Magnoliopsida; Brassicales; Brassicaceae. The coding region runs from base 1 to 1791 and encodes 596 amino acids. The transcript has a single exon. The record is from RefSeq and is a predicted model, not a curated record.
AUGGCUCACAAGUACUCAAGAUCAGAAAAGGAAAAAUGGACUGCGAAACCCACCACCUCUAGGAAGAAAUCUCCUAUAAAGAUACCAGCCAGCAACAAUGAGGCUCUAAUUGCUAACAACCUCCUCACGCUCAUUGGACGAGUAACUAACCCCCGCUUCCAAAGGCCACGAGCAAUAGUUGACAUUAUGCCUCAAAUCUGGAAUCUUGAAGGACGAGUAGAAGGCAGAGACCUUGGGCCUGAGCUCUUUCAAUUCAAGUUUGAAUCGGAAAGGGACCUGCUCUCAGUACUAGCUAACGGCCCUUACCAUCACAAACGGUGGAUGAUUCUUUUACAGCGUUGGGAGCCAAUCAUAUCUCCGACAUUCCCAUCAAUCAUAUCCUUUUGGGUACGGAUCCAUGGCAUCCCACUUCACUUCUGGGAUGACCAGACGUUGUAUACGAUCGGUAAUUCAUUGGGUCACGUCUCUAUUCGGGAUGUCAAAGAUGCUCGGGUUAGAGUAGAUAUCAAUGGCCUGCUUCCCUUGGAAAUGAAGGCAGAGAUAGAGCUCCCCUCCGGUGAUGUUACCGAAGUAGAAUUCGAAUAUGUGAAGAUAGAAAAGCACUGUUUCACCUGCUUUUCCCUGUCUCAUGAAGAAGAAGAAUGUCCACACAGACAACCGGGGGAUCCUCCUGCAAAGGAAAGAAAGUUGGGAAUCACCCAGGCCAUUGCUCUGGACUGCAUUGAGGCUGCAAAAAGAAGACACGAUGAGAGAAGAGGGUACUAUCCUCCGGCCCAACGAGCUCCUUCAACUCAGGACGAUAGAAAGUCCUACCAUCGACGGGAUCAAAACUCCUCUGCAUAUAGAGGUUCUAUGGAAUAUGUUCGAAGACCACCUGCACUUAAUUCUCAACGGUCGGAGGUCUCUAUACCCUCCAAUGAUCAUCGUGAACAAGCUCGUCGUAAUUCCCGCAGUAGAUUGGAUUGGCGUAUCAGACAAGAUAACAACAAUUCAAUUGUCUCUAACUCUCAUAUUCAAAAAAGUGAGAGGUCUGUGCUUCAAGAGACAAACCAAGCAUCACCUGGCCAAGCGACAGGGGGAUCUCAUCAGAGACAAAAUGGAUCAGUCUCCUCGCACACCCCACCACCUCUCCCCCCGAGAGAGAGGAUAGAUCUUUCGGGGAACUCGAACCCGACAGAGUCGGGUAAAUCUAGUGAGAGGCGAUCAGCCCUACUCCGACUGGCAGAACCUGAUCUUCACGACCAGCUUCCCAAACGCUCUUCAAUAAGUGGGGAAAGUAGGCUACAUGAGGUUAUUAUUGGCAGUGAAGGUGCAGCACCUCUGGGAAGCCCCCCUGGGAGGGGAACGUCAGGACCUAGUGCACAGGUAACUACAUCACCCACGGUGGAACAAGUCAGAGCUCCAGCCUCGGAAAGACUAGGAGGUCUCGCAUCCUUGGGAAGCAAGGAAAAAACCAGAGCAACGUUGAAUCAAACCGUAGCGGUAACCUCCACUAAAAGAUCUGCUGCUGCUGUUGCUGACUCCGUAAAAGUCCCUAAACGAAGAACCACUGCAAGUAGAAGGGUAGCUAGAAGCCCGAUGCAGGGCAUCAACUUGAGAAAGGUUAAUAUUGCACGAUCUACUAACGCACCUCGGAAGAGAAUCUGCACAGAGAAAGGAAGAUCUUUACCUUGGAAUAAGGCUAGUACAAGCAACACCCUCCCACCACCAGCUCCAAAGAUCUCGAGGGCUGGACCGGCUUCAAGAGACGAGGGACCGGAUUUUCGGUCCCUGCCUCCACGGCUUCCUUAG